AUGCAUCGCUGUGACAUGCCACUUGGUCUCGAGGACAAACGCGUCCACAAUAAGAUGAUACGCGCUUCCUCGUACUAUAACUACUGGUGCGGACCUUGGAGUGGACGAUUGAACGGGCGCAGACAUGGUCGAUACGGAGGGGCCUGGUGCGCAAAGAGGCGAGACAGACGCCAGUGGCUUCAGAUUGAUUUUGGCGCUCUUACAAAAGUGUAUCGUAUUGCUUCUCAAGGAAGACAGAACUCCGCCCAGUGGGUGAAGUCGUAUUCUCUGUCAUACAGCAAGAACGGAUACAAGUUUAUAACUUACAAAGAAGGAGGGCGAACCAAGGUAUUCCCAGCUAACUACGAUCAGCACGUGAUCGUACGUCAUAGACUCCGUCAUCCAAUCUUAGGACGCUACUUUAGAUUCCACCCAAUCACGUGGUAUAGCUGGAUAUCAAUGAGAGUGGAAUUAUAUGGUUGUGUUGUCGGUGCGCGAUGCAACAAGCCUCUAGGAAUGCAAAACGGCCGCAUUCGCGCGGCACAAAUUACCGCUUCGUCCAGCUGGGACAGGAACCAUGCACCUAACAAUGGCAGGCUUCAUCUGCAUCGUGUCGGCGCGCGAAUGGGGGCCUGGUGCGCACGCCAUAACAACCGUCUUCAAUGGUUUCAGGUGAACUUUGGUCGCCCGACAAGGGUGGUGAAGUUCGCUACUCAAGGACGACAUGACGCCCGUCAGUGGGUGACUCAGUAUUAUUUGACGUUCAGUCAGGAUGGUGCACACUAUGCCGAAUACAAAGAAAACAGCAAUCGAAAGUACUUCCAAGGAAACAGAGAUCAAAACAGCGUUGUUCAACAUCGACUGUUCCCUCGAAUCAAAGCCCAGUACAUUGAAAUUCAUCCUUGGGGCUGGUACAGACAUAUUUCCAUGAGGGUGGAGUUCUAUGGAUGCGCUGAAGACCGCUGUGCUAUGCCUCUCGGUUUGGAAGAUAAGCGUAUUACAGAUGGCCAUCUUACGGCCUCCACCUACUACAACCAUCACCUUUCACCCUGGCAUGGCCGACUGAACCACCGCUGGUCAUGGAGCGUGCGGCUCAGAAGAGUAGGACAAUGGUUUCAAGUGAACUUUGUAGAGUUGAUGCGCAUAAAAGGCGUGGCCACUCAGGGAAGGCAGGAUGCAAAUCAGUGGGUGAGAAGUUAUACAGUCGCUUACAGCACAGGUGGGAUGAAUUUCGUGUCUUACAAGGAAGGUCGCACUACCAAGGUUUUUAAUGGAAACACCGACCGCCAUUCCAUUGUGUAUCACCAGUUUACCAGGCCAUUCACGGCUAUACAUGUUCGUUUUUAUCCGCGAAGCUGGUACAGCUGGAUAUCUAUGAGGGCUGAGGUUUAUGGUUGUUCAGCUGCUCCGUGUAACAAACCCCUGGGAUUGCAAAACCGUCGCCUCCCGGACAGUCGAAUUACCGCUUCAUCCGAAUGGAACCACUUUCACGCGGCCAGACUCGGGAGACUGGGCCAAGUCAAGCACGGUCGCUUCGUGGGGGCCUGGUGCGCAAGGCACAACAAUCACUUGCAGUGGUUCAAGUGUGACUUUGGUCGAGCAAUGAAAAUCACCAAAGUAGCCACCCAAGGCCGGCAGGAUACCAACCAAUGGGUGACGUCGUUCUAUCUGUCGUCUAGCCAGGAUAACGUUCAUUGGGAGAUGUACAAGUUCAGGAGUGCAUACAAGGUGAUGAUGAUAAAUAUGCUGUUUAAAUACCUGUGCUUAUAUGGGAAUGGGAUGUUAAUAUUUAAUCUCCGUAAAGUUUUGAAUUUUGAAAUAUUUACCGUCUUCCUACACAGUUGA
Orbicella faveolata is the source of this 1824-nucleotide messenger RNA. Its product is annotated as EGF-like repeat and discoidin I-like domain-containing protein 3. The record is from RefSeq and is a predicted model, not a curated record. NCBI's taxonomy places the organism in Eukaryota, Metazoa, Cnidaria, Anthozoa, Scleractinia, Merulinidae.